Musa acuminata subsp. malaccensis (wild Malaysian banana) is the source of this 3756-nucleotide messenger RNA. Its product is annotated as protein PHYTOCHROME-DEPENDENT LATE-FLOWERING-like. Gene Ontology annotation, biological process: regulation of transcription by RNA polymerase II. Gene Ontology annotation, cellular component: SAGA complex. NCBI's taxonomy places the organism in Eukaryota, Viridiplantae, Streptophyta, Magnoliopsida, Zingiberales, Musaceae. Gene Ontology annotation, molecular function: transcription coregulator activity. The record is from RefSeq and is a predicted model, not a curated record.
ACGAUACAAAGGCGCUUUUGCAUGUACUCCGACACCCGAAGCCCUCCUCCGCCUUUCUCUUCCCCCUUUCGUCUCCCUCUCCCAUUUGAAUCCUAACGCCUCCUCCGUCGCCGCACCACCUUCAAUACCCUUCUGACGCCUUUAUGGGCGUUUCCUUCAAGGUCGCCCGCGUCGGCUCCCGCUACCGCCCACGGGCUCCCCCUCCGGACCCUGCCGACGCGGCCGACGGCGAUGUGGAGAGCGCCCUCCUCCCUGUCGAUGGCCCCGCGGAUCCCCCACGCAGCGAUGAUCCUAAGGCUUCUUUGCUGGGGUUAGAUGAUGGACUUGGUUGUUUUUCUUUUUUUACAACCAGGAAGGAAAACAAUUCCCUUGGAAUAGAGUGUGAACCAUCCUUCUCCAUUAACUUACACCCUGAUGGUUUCUUUAUCGGAAAACCUACUGAGGGUAUGCUGCUGCCUUUGCUUGAAGAUGUUCCCAAGUUGCUGCACCCUUAUGAUAGGACAUCUAAGAUAUUGUUUUCUGCAAUUGAGUGUGGCUGGUUGCCUGGAGAUAUGUUGGAUUACAUACCUUGCAAGUACUACAAUGGAACUCUUUUUUGUGAGGUGUGGGACUUUCGCACCUCUUUGUCUAAAUUGGGGCUUGGUGGAUGUGAUUCCUCUCAUGAUGAGUUUCCUAAAGUUCAGAAAGUCUGCUUACGAAUGGGUAAUGAAAGUGUGGUCAAAGACUUGCAAUCAAUCUCAGAUGAUUCUUGGACUUAUGAUGAUCUAUUGCAAGUUGAAUCUGGGAUCAUCAAGUCCUUGCAACCGCUGCUUUAUUUGUGCCCAAAGCCAUCUUUGGACAGAUUGUGCAGGACGCCAUCUUCGAAGAAGCUUGAUUUAAGCAUAAUGGGGAGGAGAUUGACAAGAAAGCAGCAUGAUGAGCCUGAAAUUGGCCUCAAGUCUGUCCCUAUGGAAAUGGCAAGCAGCAGGAUUAUUGACAACUUGAAGACACAAACAAGUGGUUCCCUUGAACAUGGAGGAUUAUGUUAUGCUCGGAAUACCAUUUUAAGAAGCAUGCCAUUCAUACAGCAAGCUACUGAUUGGAACCACAGUAUACUUCACACUUUGCAAAUGGCUUCACAACCAUUUAAUAUCUCAGAUGCAGGUUGCUCUCUCCCCGUUCCAAAUAAUGCUGCAGCAAUACCAAGUUUUCUAUUACCACCUGAUCACAAUUCAAAAAACUCUCUACUUCAUACUGAAUAUUGUGCUACUCUUGGAAAAAGGAGCCAGUUCCAAGAAGAAGUUACUCAGAAUACUGCUGUAAAAAGGCCAAAACAAGGAACACCAGUCUCGGAUAUUUCACAAGCAGAAAAAAAUGUGCUGCCUGGAAUCCAAGAACAGAGGAGAGUCAAGUUGUCAAAGAAGCAACAGGAAGUUCAGAUUAGCCAGCUUGUUGUAACUUGUGAUCGACAUAGUUGUCCGUUGAUAAGUGAGACUUCAAUGAAAAUAAUUCCAGAGGUUGAGGUUCAAAUGACCUCUCAGCUAUACAAAGAAGCAGCAAAAGAUAUGGUCAAAGAAGAGCCUACUGAAGCAAAAGUUUUAUGUAGGUCAGAUUUGGUGAAGGGUAAGAAGGAUAAUCUAGUGGAUGCCAGAAGUAAGAUUUUAAAGCAGCAGUUAUCAGUUCAGAGGUCUCUGCCAUUUCGUCUGCAGUGUGAUAAAGAUGGUCCAUCCUUUGUGAAACACCCAAAGAAUGGGGAUUUUUCUCGGAAAAGAAAAUCGACUCAAGGUUAUCAGGUUUCAGCUGAAAGUUCAGACCAAUUUCCAGUGUCUCAGUUGAGUGAAAACCAGAUACUGUCAUUGGGAACUUCCAGGACAUGUCAGGAAGUUGCUGCAACUAAGUUACAGAAGGAAGAUACUGCAGUAGAUCCUGUGGCUUCAGUUGGAACUGCUUCCAUGACAUCUGUGUCCAACAGUACUUUAGUACAAGUGAGUAAGAUGAUACUCAAGAAAAAGCCCAAAGCUCUUACCUCAGCUUUUGCUGAGGGCACAAUGGGAAUUAACUUUGACACAAGUGUUAAUGCUACACGAGUUCAGGACAUAUCAAAUGGUUCCUUAGCUGAGAUCAUACCUGCACCAGCUCCAUCAGAAGCUAAUGAUGAUACGACCAUUCUUGAGAAGUUCUCCAAGAUUCAAAUUAUAACACAAAGGUAUGGACUUGGCUGCAAGAAGAACAAAGUUGACAGUUACAUUAUGACAAAAGCAUCAUCAUGUUCCCUCUUACCACCAGUUGGGAUCUUGAUGCCUGAAGAUAGUGAAGAAAUUGAUGGAAGUAGAAAUGUUUGCAAAACCCGCAUACUAACAUAUAGGCGUGUUCUAUUUUUCUUUGGAGGAAGUAGCUUACCCUUGUCGGCUUCUGAGUCUUGGAGAAAGCUUGUCUUGACUGAAUUUGAUGAGCCUUGUGGUCACAAGGUAGGAGCUGAAAUUGUCUACAUAACUGAUGAGAAGCGCUUCCAUAUUGCUUUACUUCCGACACUUCAUCUUGCAGAUUUGUUUGCUGCUCAGUUCACUUCAUUGAUGGAACAUGACGGAUAUGAACUUAUGAAUGAUCGGCUGGAGCAUUCUUCAUCUACCACCUCUGAUUCUUCUUUCAGUAGUUCUCAACAUAAUGGUUUUCCUGGUGUUCCGUUACUCCCUUAUGGAACAUCUAAUAUGGAUCAUCCAUUGAGGAGAGUUACAACAUUAGAUAAGAGCAUCUGCACUACUCAUCUGCAUCAUUUUUCACAUAAAAAGAUUCUACUUCCAACGAGAUUGACAUCGUCUUUCGCUGUGGCCAGGCAACAACAGUUAGAAGCUCUUACCAAUUUAGGUUUCAUGCAUCAGCACAUUCCUAAUGGUUGGAGAUCCACGACACUUUAUGAAGACACAUCGGGUACUGUAAAUAGUGCUGCCUUUCUAUCACUUAAUGGCUUGCAGCAAAGUCCAGAGCAGCCUCAGAGAAUCUUGCAAAGCAAAGUGGCUGGUGGUGGAACUGAAGAUGAUGUCAUGUGCGGGAAAGAACUUGGGCAAAUUUCUUGUUCCAAAAAUCCUUGUCAACGUUUCUUAAACAGAGGCACCAGUCAAAUAACUCAGGCAGUUGAUCUAGCAAAGACCAGAUUGGCAGUGGGUCCAGGGAUGAAUGUUGGUCUAGGUAUGGGACGUACGAGUAAUGGAUCUGGGAUGACAUUAAACCUGGAUCAUGCUCUGGGUAGAAGCAACGUGUAUCCAUUCCAAAAUAGAGACACGUAUCUGCUACAUUUUAACAGGCCAUUAAUGGACUUGUGCAACAAUACCUGUGAUCCACAGUAUCAGCUGCAUGUGGAUCUUCAGCAAAGCCUGCUACAGAAUUUGCAGCAUCAACAGCUCCAGCGAUUAGGCCCGCUUGAGCAGCAUAAUUUACCAGUGAUCCCAGCAGCAGUUAGUCCUCGACAGCUGCCCAGAGUACCAGGCAAGCAGGUUAUUUCGGGCAUUGUAAAUGCUGGAAUCCCACAGUUGAGCUCCCAAAGUGUCAAUUGUGGUGGGAGGUUCACAAAGGAAGAUAAUCAUGGCAAAGACACUGUCUAGGUAGUAGGGGUGAAGCGUUUGGAUAAAAAAAAGUUUGAGAUUCAAAGUGUAGCUUCAAUUUUCCUGUCUAAAACAUCCUUUGGUGGGUUGCUGCUCAUUAUGGGAUAUGUCGCCAUCAUGGAAGUGGCAAGGAACUAAGGACUUAAUGCAUUUCAAUUAUUCGCUUAGGGUUCUUUUA